This is a messenger RNA of Hyposmocoma kahamanoa, 2955 nucleotides long. RefSeq names its product peroxisome biogenesis factor 1 (gene Pex1). The coding region runs from base 1 to 2928 and encodes 975 amino acids. NCBI's taxonomy places the organism in Eukaryota, Metazoa, Arthropoda, Insecta, Lepidoptera, Cosmopterigidae. Gene Ontology annotation, biological process: protein import into peroxisome matrix. The record is from RefSeq and is a predicted model, not a curated record. The transcript has 13 exons. Gene Ontology annotation, cellular component: peroxisomal membrane; cytosol; peroxisome. Gene Ontology annotation, molecular function: ATP hydrolysis activity; ATP binding.
AUGUUGGGCGGUGUAAGACUAAAAGUGAGCAUUACUCAUGAAAAAACAUGUUUUGCAUAUAUCAGCCCUAAAUACAGUACAAACAAUGAUCAGAAUCAAUGUGUCCAAGUACUCAAUAAAAACAAACAGAUACUCCUCUGGGUGGUUUUCAGUAGUAAUGUCCAAGAAGGCCAGAUAGCCUGUAAUCCAUUGUUGAACCAACUAGUCGGCUUCGAUGAAGGCAGUGACGUAUUUGUCUCUCCAUAUGGAGAUAUUAAAGUCAUUGAUGAACUGUUUGUGGAUACGGACAGUCCGGAUGAUCAGGAGAUAUUGGAACACAAUGCCGAAGUUCUCCAGCUCCGUGUAUUAGAUCAAUUACGUCUUGUAGCAGCCAAUCAGAAGGCAGUCGUAUGGAUAUCUUCUUCGAUGCCAAUCAUAUUUACUCCAAAACAGACUGGUUUAUUAGUCAAUCAAAGCCGUAUUGUUGUUAAAGUAGACGCUUUUAAUAGCAUACAUGGCUCUAAUCGUAAAUCAUCAAUAAUACCUGAACAAAAAAAUAUUGAAUUUAAAAAUAUCGGCAUAAUAAUUGACGGUUUGCUACGUCCCUAUCUGCAUAUACCUGAAAGAAAAGUUUUGCGAGUUCUACCUAUUGAUAGUGAUGGUAAAAGAAACUUGAUACAUCCAUACAUAGUAUUUUUACAUGAAGAUUUGUUAGAAAAAUAUAAAGAUUUCACUGUCAUUCUGGGUACUAUGAAGACCAUUCCAUCUAUAAUUAAUGAAAAAGACGAUGAUUGUGAGAAUAAUAAUAGUCAAAUUAAUGAUUUAUGUGUUGAAAUAGUUCCUGUGAAUUGUGUGGUAUUUAGAAGUCUGUGCAGAGAGGUUUAUAAUAAAAACAUACCAACCAUUCUUAUACCGAAAUCACUAAAUGCUAUUAUUAAUAUUGAAAACGGUUCAAGAGUUAUACUGACAAUUAUUGGAGACAAAAUUGAGCAACCAGACCAUAUAGAUAUAAUCACAUAUUCUGAGCAAACACAAACUGAGAUUGAUGUGAUAGACAAGUUUAAAAACUGUGUGAUAGAUAGCACACAUUCUGGUAAAAAGUUCCUAAUAAACGACGCCAUGAUUAAACAGAAUGCACACAUAAGUCAAGGGUUUUUGCAAUUUAAAUUGAAACCGGAAAAGUUAAAAUAUACAAUGCUCAAUUCAGAAUCUUUUAGACAUUGUACAAUAUCAGCGAAAUGCCUAACAGAUGCAGAUUUAGAACUGCCUAAACCUACAAUGUCCAAUUUGGAGUAUGAUUACAAAAAUUAUUGUAGAACAAUGAAAUCUAUGGAGUCGUUAGUUGAAAAUGUUUUGUUGCAUGUAUAUUUUGAAAUUCAUAGAGAAGCUAAUUUCAAGGGUGCUUCUGAAAUAAAGAGCAAUGUGUUGGUUACUGGUCUCAGUGGAACGGGAAAAUCGGCAUUCUGUCAUAUAGUUCAAAAAGAACUGAUAGUCUGGUCCCACAUCCUCCACUGUCGAUCAUUAAAGGGCCGAAAAGAUAUUCCCGAGGUAUUGGGCAAGGCCAUAUUGAUGUGCCAAGAACAUAGCCCGGCUGUGCUGAUUUGUGAUGAUUUGGAUUCGUUAGUCCCUCCAAAUAUGGAAGGCGCUUCGCCACAGGAUAUUGCUUAUUAUCAGAGGUUAGCGGUUGUAAUUAAACACUUGUUACAAACGUGUUCUGGAGUUUGUGUAGUCAUGACGUCACUCAGCAUUAAGGAAUUACACCCUAUUUUGCGGCAAUUCAGUGGGAAACCACUAUUCACUGCGCACUUUGACAUUCCUGAGCCAGACCAGGAAGAGCGUUCAGAGCUCUUUAAGCAUCUUCUAAACGAGAGAAUCCGAGCGGAGUUCGAAAUCCUGGACGAUGACGUCAUCAGACUCGCGAUGGACACCGCCGGGUACACCGUUCGUGACAUCACGGAUUACUUGAACAGAAAGAUAUUUAAAGCAAUUAAAAAAAAGAAAUCUCACCCAAAUGAACCAAAGCCACGGCUAGUGGAAGAUAUAACUAAGGACGAGGAGAAAGCGAACACGUUCGACAUCUGGGGCCCCGUUGGUGGCCUUGAAGAAGUGAAGCAGGAACUCACUGAGUGUAUUUUUUGGCCCAUCAUGUAUCCAGCACUCUUCCCGUCUCAAUCUUGCGGUAUUCUCUUAUAUGGUCCUCCGGGCACGGGUAAAUCUCACAUUGGGUCUUGCCUCGCGCGGCUUCAUAACAUGAGCCUCAUUGCUGUUAAAGGACCAGAGUUGUUGUCCAAGUAUAUCGGACAGAGCGAGAAGGCGGUUAGGGAUGUUUUUGACAAGGCAGACAUGAAGCGGCCGUGCAUACUUUUCUUCGAUGAGUUCGACAGCUUGGCGCCCAAACGUGGUCACGAUUCAACAGGCGUAACUGAUCGCGUUGUAAACCAGCUGCUUGCGAGAAUGGACGGCGCUGAGGGCGGAGCCCGAGGGCCCGUGAUCGCGGCGACGUCGAGACCUGAUCUUGUCGAUCCGGCUUUGUUGAGACCUGGAAGACUGCAGAGGCAUAUUUACUGCGCUCUGCCUGACGAGCGGGGUCGUCAUGAAGUCCUCAAGACGCUAAGCAAGAGCGUGGCAUUGGACUCUGCCAUCGACUUACAAGAUCUCGCGGCGCGUACUGACGGCUACUCACCGGCUGACUUAAAAGCUUUAUUGGUCACGGCGCAGUUAGCACGAUUGGAAUUACAGCUGGGGCAAAGCGAAGAUAAAGAGUUGCAGUCAGUAGUAGUGUACCCGGAAGACAUAGAUAGUGCCUUAGACGAAACCAAACCGUCCCUUUCCAAAGAACAGAAACUAUUCUACGAUAUGAUCUACAAACGCUUCCGAGGCGAGAAUCUUACUCCAGAACAAAGGAUGAUGGCAAUGAAAAUGCAGAAGCAAAGAGUCACAUUAGCGUAGCUUUAAACUUAAGUAGUUGGUGCUAUG